Messenger RNA from Camellia sinensis, 474 nucleotides. NCBI's taxonomy places the organism in Eukaryota, Viridiplantae, Streptophyta, Magnoliopsida, Ericales, Theaceae. The record is from RefSeq and is a predicted model, not a curated record.
AUGUUCUUCUACGAGUUCAAGAAUUUCUUCUCAAAGUAUGGAAAGGUAGUGGAACACGAGAUCAUAAGAGACAAUGUCACUAAACGCUCUCGGGGCUUUGGAUUUGUUGUAUUUGACAACGAACAAGUUGUUGAUACUAUUCUGGCCAAUGGAAAUAUGAUUGAUAUGGAAGGCUCACAGAUGAGGGAGCAGAAACGGGCUGCUCUUUUGAAAGAAAAAAGGGCCUCUAGUGGAUUGACAAUCCCUCCCCGUGUCAUUGUCAAAAGGAUAAAUUUUACCGAGGGGAAGAUCUGAUUCUAGAAGUAAGGAAUUUGCAACUUAAUUUUUGAAAUAGGCCCAAAAUUGAAAUCUUGUUGGAAAUUUUUUAUUUUUUUAUUUUUUGUAAGAGCAUUUAAAUAUUCAAUGUGCUUAUUGGUGAAUUUUAGAUUUUAUUUUAUUUUAUUUUUUUUUUUAGGAUUGGGGUGGAUUUUAUAA